Drosophila elegans is the source of this 5531-nucleotide messenger RNA. RefSeq lists its product as uncharacterized. The record is from RefSeq and is a predicted model, not a curated record. Lineage: Eukaryota; Metazoa; Arthropoda; Insecta; Diptera; Drosophilidae. Gene Ontology annotation, cellular component: cell surface. The transcript is spliced from 7 exons. Bases 18 to 5531 code for a protein of 1837 amino acids. Gene Ontology annotation, molecular function: heparin binding.
UGUGUAAUCUGUGUGAAAUGGGUUCGCAAGGUUUUUGUGAAGUGUUUUUUAGUCUCCUAGUGUUAUUUAUAACCCUUGUUCGAUCUGAAUUAUCAGCCGAGCAAGUCCCUCAAAAUCCAAGUAGUGCACAAAUUCUACCUAGUUCCUGCAGAAAUGGUUUAAAUGGUAGUACUUCUGGUCCGGCGAUUCGUCUGCCCUUUGUGGAUAUGUUGGUGCGCCACGAGCACCCACUUUUCAUACUCCGCGAACCGGAUGAGGAUUUACUAUUGCUGCUCCAUGGAUCCAAGAUUUACCAAUUCCACGUGGCCACUGGCGAGCGGCGAUUGGUGCCUCUUGGAAAUUUGGCCGGUCAGGUAAGGUCAGAUCGCAGAGCUUUGGGAGCAGAGGUUGUGGCCUGGCGCCAGUUCCUGCUCCUAGCCAUCGUCCUCGAGGAUUCCCUGGAGGUGUACCAACUGCCCAAGGAACUUCUACUCUCCGAGGAUCCCGCCACGCAACUGAGUUUCGAGCCCCUGCAGGAGUUCUCGGUGCCAGGAGGAUUUCUUCAGCUCCACCUUCUGAAACCCAGUGCCGAACAGGUGCUCCUACUGGUGGCCUCCAAUUAUACCAGGUCACACAGCAAGUGCAGAACCUUUGAGUGGCUGGACACGUUCUUUAAUCCGCUUGAAGAGAUAACCUUACCCGCCAUCCGAGUUCUCCAAGUGGUGGGUCAUCAGCCGCUCUAUAUAAUAUUUGGACGAUCUUUGAGGGGCUCUCAGUCAAAGCUGGUGCUGACUGUCUACGAGGUGGAUAAGAACACUCGAACCCUGCAACAUCGACAGGCCUUGACUGUCCAGGCCCAAAGUGUCCAGGCUGCCAGAUUUCGAGGGCGGAACUGUCUCAUCGCCUGCAAUGCGCCUCCGUCCACUUCCUGUCUCUUCUUCCGAAUGGUGGAUGGCCAAUUUGUGGUUUAUCGAAAGCACGCUCGAAGGGAUUUGAGUUUCCAUCGAUUGAGCGCCACCAAAAAGGGUCAGCUUCUGAUCGGAGCUCGUUCCAAUGGAGAGGUGAUCGUGUUCAGCUCGACUCGCCUGGAUUGCUAUAGUGGAUUUCAAGUGGCUGGUGAAUCGGAACCAAGUGGUUUACUUACCCAUCGAAACGGGCGCAAUGAGAGUUUCCUGCUGCUGGCCUAUCGAACAUCCUCGAGCGAUCUGAUUCGAACUGUGCAGCUGGAAGGCGUGGAAGAGACCUCUAACCAAGUGGGCGCCACCGCUCCAGAUGAAGAUCUUAGUGUGACCCAGUUGCAUCGCCAUGAGUUUGAGGAGUCCAUUAAUGCCUUGCGUAGUCUCCUGUUGCGCCGUCGAUCUUCAAUGGAAAUCCUGCGAAGCCGAUAUAACUCCUUGAAGCAAAGAUCUGGCAUACGCCUGGAAAAACCACUGCAUCUGUUGGAGAAGGGACACAUUGAGCGACUGUACCUGGAGGACGACCAGCUGAGCACUCCAACUCAGCUAAAGAAACGCUUGGACGAACUUCGUCAGCGAUUUGGAGCAAACCGAAACAGGAGAACUCCUCGAGCUUUUGGCACAGGAAAUGAGAAUGAUGAGGUGGAAAAACUCAAAGUGCAACGAUUGCGUGUGGGUAACCUUAUAUACCAAGGACAAAUGAUGCCAGGCCACAUCCUGGAUAAUUCAGAGCCCCCAUUGUUGACCAUCAAAAACAGUCGUCUGCUGACCAAGACACUAAAAACGAAGGAACUGCUGACACCACAAGAUUUCCACAACUCCAGUCGUUCCCCGAUUCCUCCAGAGGACCCAAAUGGUAAUGAAUGUGUAGUGCGUAACCUCCAAGUGGGGCAGAUCAAUGGAGUGCCCUGGAAUGAGUUUUUGGACUCCCUCUUUCUGCGCACCCGAGACACUUUGCUAAAGGGACGACUUGUGAUGCAAUCGAGAGUGCGGGUGAACGACCUCCAGACCCCUUUGCUCAACGGACUGGUGGUGGAUAAGCUUUUCAACCUGCGACGUGCUCAGGUGAUCAGCUCUAAUAUUUACAUGUCCGCUUUUUUUGCUCCCCGUUUGGAGGCAAAGCGAGUAAAUGGCCUUGACUUGGCUCAGGAUGUCGUCAUUCGCGGUGGCAAUGAUACUUGGGUAAAAACUCCUGUUCGCAUCAAUCAGAUGAGUGUAUCGGGUGACAUUCAGGUGGCCAAUCAGAGCAAGUGGCAGCCACAACCUAGACAACUCAACGAGCCGGAAGAGCAACGUCUUCAGCAGUACUACACGGGCAGAGUGACCAUCCGGGGUUCCCUGACGGUCAGAAAUGUGCAGAGGGAUAUGGGAAACUCACUUGUUCUACUGGGAAACCAAUCUCUGGCCAGAAGUGAUCUUCACUCCCAGUACCUUCUGAAUCAGACGUCACAGAACAUCGCCAAUUUGACCUUUGGACACGCUAAGGUCACUACACCUUCACUGACCACCAGCUAUAUUAAAGGACAUCCAUUGAGGGAUCAUCUGCUCAGCGGAGGACACAAAAAUAACCACACCUAUCCGAACCGGACUCUACACAUCAUCUUCAUGAAUGCCAGUGUUCAAGGAGAUAUUGUUUGCAGAGAUUACAGCUCCCGUCUGGCGGAGAUCUCUAGGGAUGCAGUGCGUCUUGGCCAGGAGGCAAAUAUCACGGGUCACAAAAUGUUUAAGGCACCUCUAACUGUGCAAGCCCUUCAAACCAAUCAAGUGAAUGGAAUGCCAGUGAGCGAACUAGUGCUUAAAUCUAACACCACCCAGAACCUUAAUGGAACCAAAAGUUUUGCACGCUUAGUGGUGACUGAUGAGCUAAAGGUGCACAAUCACUUGAAUGUGAGUCGUCUAAAUGGAAUGCCAUUACAGCAGCUUCUUGGUCACGAUCUUAGUCUGCAGCGUCUGGAAUUGACGGAAAUGCCACAUUUGAAGAAUCUUAACUUCCGUCGACUCAACGGGUUGCCCUUUGAUGAACUGAUCUCGAAGAUUUCGGAGGGAAAUGAACAGCCCCUACUCCUUCGCAAGCAACUUCUUAUCGAGGGUAAUGUGCGCUUCGAACAGCCUCUUCAAGUGCAAAGUAUUAAUGAAAUCCAAUGGGAAGAUUAUCUUAGUCGCCUGGUGAGACCCGAUGUCAAUACGGAGUUACGAGGAAAGAAGACCUUCCUGGCGGAUGUUCAAAUAAACGAUGCUCUUCAUGCUCCUCACAUAAACGGCAUCGAUCUAAGUUCCCUGCUGGAUAACACUUUGCUGCGAAUGACACCCCAGCAAAUCAGUGGUGCCUACACUUUUGGCCGGAUAAUGGCCACCAAUGUGGAUGUUUCGCAAAUAAAUGGGGUACCAAAAGAAGAAUUCCUUGACACGCAAAAGGAUUUGGAACUUAAAGGUGAUCUCUACCUAAAGCAGCUCAACAUCAAUGGCAAUUUAAAGUGUCCCUUGGUAAAUGAGCCAGGUUUGGGUGACCUUAAGCAACGCGUAGAGCGAGUGCAGCAACUUCCCUGGCGGAAUUUGAUAGUCACCGGUGACGCUCUAUGGGAUGGUGAGGAGCAGACCCAAUCCCAACUGGAUUAUCUGCGUCAGCAUGCUGUGAGGAAAGAGGGAAAUCAGAGCAUUGCAGGUCAUGUGCUCCUGAAGGAACCCUACUUGAAGAAUGUCCAGAGCAAGCAAUCCCUUCCUGUUCAACUCAAUUUCACCCAAUUGGCCGAAGAUGCCCUACUCCGUCGUAGUACCUCAAACGAAAGCCAGGUGAUCACAGCUCCCCAAGAGCUGCUGGGGUCAGUUAAAGCUCAGACCCUUCACUUAGAGAAGGAUGCAGAUUUUGGACUGGUCAACGGAAUCGAUAUUGGCCGACUCAAUGCCUCACUGUACCGCAUCUCCAGCGGUGAUGCCAUUGCAGCGGAUCUUCACUUUAUCCAGGCACCUCAAAUAGGCAAACUUCGACUCACAAAUCCAGAAGUUAAUGGCGCUCCAAUUGAGAAUAUUUACCAGCAGGGCAAAGGACAACCCUGGCCAGCAAUGAAAUUCAAACAGCUCCUUGUCGAAGAGGAUCUCAAUUUGGAAACCGUAAACGAAAUGAGUUUGGCAUACUUUCUUCAGCAUCGCAUUCCCCUGAAGGGAGAAGCUUUGGAGGUAUUUGGAUCGCUGAGUUUUGAGCACCUUGAGCUGGACGGGCAACCUCUUCUUCGUUCCAUCAAUGGCAUUCCGCUGGAGAACUUGGUGUUCCGACAUAGCAAACUGGCGCAAAGUAUCUCGGGUGCGAAGACUUUCCACGGCGGUGUAGAGUUCACAGGACCCGGUCAUGUAAUGAAUCUAAAUGGCCGCGAUCUCAGCGAGAGUUAUAGGGGCAGCAUCUUUCGGAACAGGGACUACAAUAUUGAUAGUCUAGUCCUGGACAAAGCCCUCUUUCCCGGAGGUCUUGUUUUGGCGGGAAGUCAAAGUCAGUUUCCCGCUCAAAUGCGAGCAAUGGAAAGUCAAAGCAAUCAAUUGGAGGAGCUACAGGAGCUUCUCACUAUGGGUAAUGACAGCUCCCAUAGGCGAUUGCUUUACUUGGAUCAUGACGUUGAAACACUGGCUAUUACUUGGGUGAAGCCCCCUUUGAAGGGAUCACCGGAGCUGCAGAUGAGCUUACCCUUGGGUGACACUGCUCCCUGUCAACGUCGCAGUUUACAGGCCCAGCUUCAGAUCUCCCAAGGCCGUGUGCUCCUCGCCAAUGUGAGUGUGUCCAAUCAACUGAUGCGACUGAAUUCCGGUGAUGUCAGGGUGAAGGUGCAGAAUCACUGUCAUCGUCCAGCCAGGAGACUACGCAGUAGGAUCAGCAUUAGUUGCCGCAAUAGUUCACAUACCCUGGGAAUGCGUCAGCCAGUGGAGGCUAUGGAAUUAAUGGAACUACAGAAUAUGGUACUACUGCUUUUGAGCACCGAAGAGGAAGUUCGUGUCUUGCGAUUAAAGAGGAGUAACUGUAGCCUCACCGAUUGGCAAUCCGUGUUGCCAGCAGAUGGACGCCUAAUGAAAGUGAUUCGAAUGGGGGUAGAAUCUCAGGAAGAAGACCUACUUCUCACCAGUGGUAUGCGAAAUCAUCGUCCUGUCUUGGCCAUCCACUUGAGGGAUCCUUUAAGCCAUAACUUUAAAUUGCACCAGUUGAUCCAGGGCUCCUACGAUCUGGCAGAGAUGCAAGAGAAUCAACUAAUGGUCAGCUGCCUGGGUUGCCGACAUAUAGCCAUAUUUAAACGAAAAUCCACACCCGAGGAAAUCCACUUUAAACCCAUUCAACAGCUGAGCUUCCAGGAGCGCAUUCAACAGUUAACCCCAUUCAAAGUUGGCCAAGAGCAGUAUCUUUUGGUAAUAACGCAACCGGAAGAACAGCACUUUUUCCUAUUCAGCUACAAUCAAGUGGGCGGUUGGCAACAACAAACAUUUGGCUAUAAGAAACAGCACCAGUGGGCGUGGCCUUUGGUAAAAUCUGGCCAAAGACUGCAAUCAAUAGAUGUCCCUAUUCUGCUGCUCUGUGGAAAGGAAAGAGAAUGCAGUCUAGUAAAAGCUGUGUUGGGUUAA